This is a messenger RNA of Suhomyces tanzawaensis NRRL Y-17324, 1364 nucleotides long. RefSeq names its product Apm1p (gene APM1). Lineage: Eukaryota; Fungi; Ascomycota; Pichiomycetes; Serinales; Debaryomycetaceae. The record is from RefSeq and is a predicted model, not a curated record. Gene Ontology annotation, molecular function: clathrin-cargo adaptor activity. The coding region runs from base 1 to 1347 and encodes 448 amino acids. Gene Ontology annotation, biological process: intracellular protein transport; vesicle-mediated transport. Gene Ontology annotation, cellular component: clathrin-coated vesicle; clathrin adaptor complex. The transcript has a single exon.
AUGGCGUCUCAGAUCCACUUCCUAGACAUCAAGGGAAAGCCCUUGCUCUCCAGGGACUACAAGGGCGACAUUCCCUCCAACACCAUCGACAAAUUCCCCCUCCUCUUGCUCGAAUUGGAGAACAGCCACGAAGAUGGCGACUACAAACCGUUCAUCAACAGCCAGGGAAUCAACUACAUCUACAUCAACCACAACAACUUGUACUUAUGUGCUUUGUCGAGAAAGAACGAAAACAUCAUGGCCAUCAUCAUCUUCUUGUCGAAGCUCAUCGAGGUUCUCACCCAGUACUUCAAGAGCUUGGAGGAAGAGUCCAUUAGGGACAAUUUCGUUGUGAUCUACGAAUUGCUCGAUGAAAUGAUGGACUUCGGAGUUCCCCAGACCACAGACACCAAGAUCUUGAAGGAGUACAUCACGCAGGACUACUAUAAGUUGGUCAAGAAGUCGGCCGACCACUUGGUCCAGCCUCCUCAGGCCGUAACCAACGCAGUGUCGUGGAGAAAAGAUGGCAUCCAUUACAAGAAAAACGAAGCGUUCUUGGAUGUGGUCGAGUCCAUUAAUAUGUUGAUCAAUGCCAGCGGACAAGUGCUCAACUCGGAGAUUUUGGGUGAAGUCAAGGUCAAGUCCCAUCUUAGUGGUAUGCCAGACCUCAGGUUGGGUUUAAACGAUAAAGGGAUUUUCACCUCACCAAAUGCAGACGAAGAGGCAGGGUCCAGUAGCGCAGGACAGACUAAUAACAAGGGAAUCGAAAUGGAAGACAUCAAGUUUCAUCAGUGUGUCAGGUUAUCAAAGUUCGAAAACGAAAGAAUCAUCACCUUCAUUCCUCCCGACGGUGAAUUUACAGUCAUGUCUUAUCGUUUAUCGGCGGCACAGUUCUUAAUGAAACCACUCAUUUUGGUCCAAUGCAAAACCAAAGUGCACAAACACUCACGUAUCGAAAUUCUCUGUUCGGUAAAAGCUCAAAUCAAAAAGAAAUCGACCGCUAAUAACGUUGAAGUCAUCAUUCCUAUCCCUGAGGAUGCCGAUACUCCAAAGUUUACCCCAGAAUAUGGUACUGUUAAGUGGAUUCCUGAAAAGUCCCAUAUCGUUUGGAAGCUCAAAACAUUCCCAGGUGGUAAGCAAUUCCAUAUGAGAGCCGAAUUGGGACUUCCUGCUGUGACAGACCCCGAGGAAAUUUUGUCAUCCAAUAAAAAGCCAAUUAAGGUGAACUUUUCAAUUCCAUAUUUCACCACCAGUGGAAUCCAAGUCAGAUAUUUGAGAAUUAACGAACCAAAAUUACAGUAUCAAUCGUACCCUUGGGUGCGUUACAUCACCCAGAGUGGUGAUGACUACACAGUUAGAACUAAAUAGCAUACCCCUAAUACCAU